AUGCCAUUGUUCGUGACAUCAUCUGGCUUGUUGGAUCAGAAGGAGGAUCAGAAUGAACCAGCAACCCGUCGGGUCAAACCCCGCGAAAACGAACGCUCAUCGGGACUUCAACUUUAUUCAAGUUACGUGGAUAACGACCGGCGUGAUUAUCGUCGCGAUAAGAAUAGACGGAGUCGUUCUCGGUCGACCGAUGGUAGACGUUCGCGAGGGAAGUCUCAAGUCGUUGAUGAAGAAGAAGAGGCAAUUCGGAAGAAACUUGAGAGAAAACUGCGUGAGAAAGAAGAGUCCUAUCAAAAGAGACUUAAACAGUGGGAAGCUCGCGAGAGAAAAAAAGCUGCUGAAUAUGAACAUGAGCGUGAACAUGAACGCAAAAGACAAAAUGAACUUCAGAUUGAAGCUAAACGUUUACGGGAGUUUUUCGAAGAUUACAAUGAUGAUGUUGAAGACCCCAAGUACUACAGUUCAUUGGNGCUCCGCGAAGAAGACGACUCAAAGGUGCAAGAAUCCGACCACAAUUCACCAGCUCUAUCCAACAAUCCUAGCGAGGGAGGACGACAUGCUCAAUCCCAAUUUACUGCUGAAUUUGUGCCAACGCCAGUGGAUGAAGCAAGUGUUAGUUUGUCCAAAGACGGCUCAAGCACGUUUUUGUUUGCAAUGAGUGCAGCUGAGCCAGUUGUGCGUAAAAAGGCUGCCGCAUUUGCCGACGAGGAGCCCGAAGAUAAGCCCAAGAAACAUACUCCAAGUUGGCUACCACCCUCUGCAUUCAAAUCUACGGAAACCGUUCCCGAUGCUCAAAACGGCUCCGAUACCAGUGCCUUAGUAGCCUGUUUGUCCGCUGAGGAGAAAAAAGCAAUGAUCAAACGGCUCAUCGACAGCAUUCCUACCAGCAAGAAGGAUUUGUUCAGUUUUCCAAUAGAUUGGGAGAUGGUGGAUGAAAACUUCGUAAAUACAAGGAUAAAACCAUGGGUAGAUAAGAAAAUCAUCAGCUAUAUCGGUGAGGCAGAGGCUACCCUAUCGAACUUUAUUUGUGAUCAAGUCGUACGCCGAAACCCACCGGAGCGUAUUCUCUCCGAAGUUGCAAUGCUGGGUGACGAAUCAGUCAAUACUGAGGAUCCAAGCGAACAGCCGCAUUCAUUCAUGCGCAUCCGUCGUUGGGGCUUGCGUCUAUGGAACUCAUUUUUCCCCAAGAAUGCUUAUCGAUACACCUUGGUUGACGGCCUGAACUAUCGACGAUCAUAUAAGAAACAACAAUGGAAAUAUGCUCUGAUUACCGAAUUCCCGUUCUACAUUGGGCUUCCGUUAACCCUAUCUCUGGCUUAUCUGAAUGAUACACUUGCACUAUGUAUUUCAUUCCCACUGCUUCUCCUUGUUAUUGCCUUUUUGUAUCAUAUGCUUGAGAAUGCUCUGGUUUAUGCGCGCAACGAGCCCAGUCAUUCACGAAUGCUGUACGAAAACCCGGCAAGUCAUGGAUUUGAUACUUGGGAGCUGGUCACACUGCAUCCGGAUGGGCCGGGUGAACCACAUAUAAUGGGAUUCCUCCUUCUUAUAGGCGAUCCUGUUGUGCGUGCUAGCAGUCCAACUAUUCUUAUGCUUCAUGGAAACGCCGGAAAUGCAGGACAUCGUCUUCAGUUUUGUCGAUUAGUGAUGGAUGCUGUGAAAUGUAACAUGUUCAUAAUCGACUACCGCGGAUUCGGUCGUAGCACAGGGGUGCCCAACGAGCAUGGACUUUACGCAGAUGCUCGAUCGGCUUUGGAGUUUUUACAUAAUCGAUCUGACUUGGCGGGAGACAAAAUCUAUUUGUUUGGCAGGUCAAUCGGUGGUGCGGUCGCGAUCCACUUGGCCACUAGUUAUUCUGAUUUGCCUAUUCGUGGUGUUAUGGUAGAAAAUACGUUCACUUCAUUGCCGUCUGUGGCACGAACCAUCUUUGGUUCUUCAAUGAGUUCUCUAACGAACUACCUUCUUCCCACGUACUUCUUCGUCAACCGAUACCCAUCUUUGAAGCGUUUGCGUUCAAUCGGUUCUAGCACGAGGAAGACACCUUUACCUCCUUUCCUCUUCCUUUCUGGAGAGGCUGACGAUAUCGUUCCACCGAAGAUGAUGCACGAGUUAUAUCAGGCCUACUCAAACGCGCAGUGUAUUGGACCACCACCGCAAGUAUUUACACCGAUAACUUUUUCCAAAAAUGGACAUCAUGGUUUAGUCACUUUUCCAGACGGCAAGCAUAAUUGCACAUGGCUGUGCCCCAACUGGACGGACGUUAUAUGUCGUUUUAUCCAGGAGUCUCUGCACAUGCCUAUGCCCGCAUACCAUCAAACGAUCGUGUAG
This is a messenger RNA of Echinostoma caproni, 2325 nucleotides long. Lineage: Eukaryota; Metazoa; Platyhelminthes; Trematoda; Plagiorchiida; Echinostomatidae. The record is from the annotation of a GenBank genome assembly.